AUGGCCAAUAUCCCUGAGAUGGUUGCAUCGUCAGCAGAUUCGCCUGGCGAGAUAUAUGACUCGAUCAACAUUCCCGUGAAAGAUGCCGUCAAGUUAUACAAGAAGGCUAUUCUUUGGUCCUUUGCUAUAUCUCUAGGGCCAAUUAUGGAAGGCUAUGAUGUGAUUUUACUCGGAAGCUUCUUCGGGCUCGAUAAAUUUGCAGACAAGUACGGUUCACCUGGUAUAGCUGGUAAGAGGGUAAUCUCAGCGGCCUGGCAAUCCGGUAUAAGUUGCGGUAUGCUGAUAUUGACACUCUGGCAGGCUGGUUGUAUCGUCGGCCUUGUUCUGAACAGCAUGCUUGCUGAGCGAAUUGGAUAUAAGAUUACGCUAAUUGGGUCCUUGCUAAUGACCUGUGUCUUUAUUUGCAUGACUUUCUUUGCGGAAAACAUCGCAACUAUCGAGGCGGGCGCGGUUCUCAUCGGAAUUCCUUGGGGCGUAUUCCAAACUCUUCCCCUCACCUACAUUGCGGAGGUCAUUCCUAUAUGUCUGCGUGGAUACAUGGCCACCAGCAUUAACCUCUGUUUGGUGACGGGACAAUUGAUCGCCUCAGGAGUCGUUCGUGCCUUUUCUACUCGAACAGAUGAAUGGUCUUAUAGAAUACCAUUAGGUCUUCAAUGGGCGUGGCCACUACCGAUCAUCGUCUUUACCAUUUUUGCACCUGAAUCACCUUGGUGGUUGGUGCGUCAAGGGCGCGUGGAAGAUGCUAAGAAAUCACUCCGUCGUUUAACAUCCCCAACCUGUGGUAUAUCAAUUGAUAUUGAUCGGGAAAUUUCGAUUAUCCAGGCCACUAACGAACAAGAAAUAUUUCUUUCUAAUGGUGCUGGCCUAGCAGACUGCCUCAAAGGAGUCAAUAUUCGCCGGACUGAAAUCGCGAUAGUUGCUUGGAUGAUCCAAACCCUCUGUGGAUUCGGUCUAGUUAGCUACGCCGUGGUUUUCUUGGAGCGUGCGGGGCUUAGUCAAACUAACGCCUUCUCUUUCAACAUUGGGAUCUUCGGUCUUGGUUGGUUAGGCACACUCGGGUCAUGGGUCUUGCUAGAAAAGAUCGGGCGCCGCACCCUCUACCUCGCAGGACUAGCAGGAAUGUUCGUACUCUUGAUUGGGAUCGGUGUGUUGGGAGCUUGUACACAAGGAAGCGGUGUCAGCUGGGCUAUCGGAUGCUUACUACUUGUGCUGGCUCUGGUAUAUGAUAUUACCAUCGGCCCAGUUUGCUUUGCCAUUGUUUCGGAGGUGCCUGCCACUCGCUUGAAGAUCAUGUCUAUGGGAAUUGCCCGUAGCUUUUAUAAUUUGUUUUUCAUCAUCACUAACAUCCUCGUCCCACGGAUGAUCAGCGCUGAGUCUUGGAACUGGGGUGCUAAGGCCGGAUUCUUCUGGGCCGGAUCAUGCCUAAUACUGGCUAUUUGGACAUAUGAACGUCUUCCGGAAACUGCCGGAAGGUCGUUCGCUGAGAUCGACCUUCUUUUCGAACAUCAAGUCCCAGCUCGUGACUUUGCAAAGACAGACAUCAGUCAAUUUUCAUUUGAGUUGGAAAAUGUUCAGAAGGCCAAUGAUUUUACGGAAGAGCGAGUUGAACGUGUCUGA
Penicillium antarcticum is the source of this 1617-nucleotide messenger RNA. RefSeq lists its product as uncharacterized. Gene Ontology annotation, biological process: carbohydrate transport; transmembrane transport. NCBI's taxonomy places the organism in Eukaryota, Fungi, Ascomycota, Eurotiomycetes, Eurotiales, Aspergillaceae. Gene Ontology annotation, cellular component: membrane. The transcript has 7 exons. The record is from RefSeq and is a predicted model, not a curated record. The coding region runs from base 1 to 1617 and encodes 538 amino acids. Gene Ontology annotation, molecular function: carbohydrate:proton symporter activity.